Messenger RNA from Bactrocera neohumeralis, 2524 nucleotides. RefSeq lists its product as uncharacterized. The record is from RefSeq and is a predicted model, not a curated record. Bases 695 to 2185 code for a protein of 496 amino acids. The transcript has 4 exons. Lineage: Eukaryota; Metazoa; Arthropoda; Insecta; Diptera; Tephritidae.
AUAAAAUAUAUAUAUAAAUAAUUCAUAAAAGAAAUUCAUGCAAUCUUUUCAUGCUGAACUUAAUUGUUCAUUUUCAUUACUAUUUUUGUAUUAUUAUUAUUGUAUAGUACAUAUCGAUCUUAGCGACACCUAUAUGGCAAUAUAAGUAAAUAUUAUUCAAGCUUACGUCAAUCUCUCCAACUUUGUUUUUAGCAGGAAUAGCCAAAACCGCUACUCCCCUCCUUCCUUUGCCUAGAGAAAUCCGCCAUAUUUUUUUGUUUUCAUUUGAACAAUGUUGCCACUGCUCAGUACGCAUAUAUAGUUUUGUGCACAUCUAAGUUUUCAAUUACAAUUUUUCAUAAUAUAAAAUAUCAAAACUGAAAACAAACUAUUAAAAAUAGUUUACAUAUUUAUAAAUAAUAGCAUUCGACGCUGAUUUUUAGUUAUUUUAAGAAAACUUCAAACAUAUUGAAGACAACUUUUACAAUUACUACAGAAUAUCGAGAUUGGCAACCUUGCGUCCUACGGCAUUUUUCGCUGUUCACUUACAUUACGCGCCCAUAAGAUAGGUCGUAUCAGCUGACACAGGCCACGGGUCUUCGCUAUUUGCGCUAUUACUGUCUGAUAUCUUGAGCCGUUUUGAUUCGUAUCUGAUUAUUGUAUUUAAUAACAGUAAAGUGAAAUUAAUAUUGCAAGUUUUUGCUGGUAUCUAAAAAUGAGCUGCAAACCGAUUUACUUAAUUGGUGCUCCCAACCCGAACGUAUUUGGCCGUAAGUUGCCUACCGUUAAAGAGGUUAUGUCUGUGUUUUUUUAUCAUCAUGUUGUAUUGAUGGAAACAAUUAACAAAAGUUUGGUGAAUACCGUAAUAAAAGUUGAAAAGCAAUGGCAUUCUGCGGGGUUACCAAUUUGCAGGAGACAAAACGCUGUAAAAAAGUUGCGAAGUUUACAUUCUAAGUGGAAAAGUGUACAGAAAAAUCAAAAUAGAUAUGAUUCAGCAGCUCAAGUAAAUAACCAGUCUCGUUUUCAAAAGAAGUUGACUGAACUCUUUGAUAUUAAGGAUUCGAAAAGCGUUGACUCUCUAGAUCGUGACAAAAAAAUUUUUCUAGCGGGACAAAAAAGUUCGAAUCGAAGGGGAAUCAUUAAUUUAGAUUUACAACCAAAUACUCAAGUGGAAGAGAUGGUUGUUGAAGAAAUAAUACAGCCGGUAAGAGAUACUGAACUUCCUAUUACCAAGCAAGAAUCUGAUAUAAUAGCAUCUCAAUCAUCAGUAAGCUUAACCUCAAAAUCAGUAUCAGACUAUGAAAAUGAAUUAACUCCCCCUUUUGUUCCCAAAAUUAAAGUAAUGACACCAGAAUUGGUUGCUGCAUUAGAUCGUUCAAACGUUUCUAGUAGGAAUGCUAUGUAUAUUAUUUCUGCAACUCUGAAGAGCGUUGGAGUUGAUUUAAAAACUGUAAAUAUCAGCUAUAAGACUAUUCAGCGCAGUCGUAAUGUUUUACGUAAAGAAAUUGCAGAGGGGUUAAAAGAUGGGUUGAAGCUUGAAGCUAAUUAUAUUGUGCACUGGGACGGGAAGCUUUUAACCGAUAUCACGGGAACUGAUACUGUAGAUAGACUUCCAAUUAUUUUGACAUCAUGUGGUACUGAACAAUUGUUGGGAGUGCCGAAGCUGAAGUCAGGAAGUGCCAGUGAUCAAGCAGUUGCCAUUCUGGAAACUCUCAAGCAGUGGGGUGUUAGUUCAUAUGUCAAAGGGAUGUGUUUUGACACAGCAGCUAUCAAUACAGGAAUUCAUCAAGGGACUUGUGCUGAAUUAGAAAAAGCUUUGAAUCAAGAGUUGAUCCAUUUACCUUGUCGCCGUCAUAUCUUUGAGCUUGUUUUGAAAGGAGUGUUUGAGGUGUAUUGGCCAACCACUUCAGGCCCAAACGUUCAGUCCUUUUCUAGGUUUAAGAAUAAUUGGGAUAAUCUCAAUAAAUCCAAUUUCAAGGUUGGAAUGGACGAUAGUACUGUUAAUGAAGUAUUAUCAAAUAGCAAACAAACAUUAGUAACCUUGAUUGAAGAAAAUUUACGGGUUUGUCAACCAAGAGAUGACUAUAAAGAACUUCUGGAGCUAUCGCUGAUUUUUUGGGAGAAAAGCCAAAACCGAACUUUACGUUUAAAUAUCCAGGUCCAGUUCAUCAUGCUCGUUGGAUGGCGAAAGCCAUUUAUUCGUUAAAAAUUUUUCUCUUUAGAGAAGAAUUUAAACUAACAGCGCGAGAAUUCAAUGGCUUACGUGAAGUUUGUAUUUUUCUCGUUAAAAUUUAUUUAAAAGCUUGGUACACUGCUCCAUCUGCGAUUCUGGCACCAUACAAUGACCUGACCUUCAUGCAAGACUUAGUUGAGUAUAAAACUGUGAACAGCUCCGUAUCAACAGCAGCUUGUUCAAAAAUGAUAAAUCACCUGUGGUAUUUGAGUGAACAGUUGGCCAUUAUUUCUCUUUUUGAUGAUAAUGUGCCUCUACCCAUUAAACAGAAAAUGAUUCAAGCUUUGAAUAAAAAAGAAAUAAACACUAAUC